Molecule: messenger RNA, 2102 nt
Organism: Topomyia yanbarensis
Lineage: Eukaryota; Metazoa; Arthropoda; Insecta; Diptera; Culicidae
Gene: mTTF
Product: transcription termination factor, mitochondrial
Exons: 2
Coding region: 145-2043 (632 amino acids)
Biological process (GO): regulation of DNA-templated transcription; termination of mitochondrial transcription
Cellular component (GO): mitochondrial matrix
Molecular function (GO): double-stranded DNA binding
Source: RefSeq, a predicted model, not a curated record
UUCCUUGCAUAUAAAUAUUUUUAAAGUAGAAUGGUAUUUUGCGGUGAAGUGUUAUCGCAUAUUUAUAUUGUUUAUUGCAGGUAGCACGAAUAAAUUUAUUGUUGGUUAUUCGUAAAGUUAACAUUCACUCAAUGAACAAUCAAAAUGUUAAAAUUUCUACGUGUCAAAAAUCACUAUAUUCGGAUGGUGUCAAAAAGUCCUUUCGGUCAACGUAGUUGCGGCGAACAAAGGUUUCGUUAUUGUACGAACCAUAAUACUAAUCUAGGAGACGAUUUGCCGUUGUCCACUGUAUCUAUCAGCGACUUUUACAAAGUGCACAGUGCUACUGCGUUGUGGAAUAAGGAAGAACUCUUCAAUCAAAUCAACAGAUUAAUCAAAUGCGGCCGGGAUGACUUCGAUAUUAUUUACAAGAUAAAUAAACGGAUUCUAAAGGCAGCUCCACCAAAAAUGAUUACGGAUAAUAUUCAAUUGCUUCUGGAACGGGGCGUCGGAGAACAAUCCAUUCUCAACUAUCCAAAAAUUCUAUCAAUUAGCACAGUGGACCUUGCACAGAAAUUAUCUGUUUUGGAAAACUUUAAAUAUCUUGAAGAUAUUAACCAUAUGGUACCAUUUCUCAACAUUCGACACAGUGUUUUAGAAAGAGUUGUUGAGAUUUCUCAGAACGAAACAAUAAUGUAUGGAAAUCGUUUAUACUACCUACGCGCCAAGACUGGACAGGAUGUGCACACGAUUGCCCGCUAUCUAGCUACUAGUAUCAGCGUGUACAAGAUAACUUUGGAAAAGUUUCAAUUGAAUCUUGAUUACUGUCUCCAGCACUUGGAACCCGCGGACGUGGUUAGGCAUUUGUCGAUCCUGGCUUACGCGAGCUCAUCCAUUGUCGAAAGAUUGCAAAUGUUGAAAACUUUUCCAUUAAAUAAGGUAAAACCGUGGAUGGUUAGAGUGCCCAACCUAGCACUAGAGAAAACCUUCGACAAAGUCUUGCAACAAGGCGGUGAUCGAACUUUCAAAAACCCUCUUUCCGUUGUUUGGUUUGAAAAUCACAUAGUUCAAAAAAUGAAAGGUUUGUACGACUUUAGCGAAAAAGAAGCGAAAGCGAUUUACACCAUUUGCAAGGGAGGUGUUGCGUUGCUGGACAAUAUGGAACAGUUGCAACAGAAAGGUGUUCGAAAAGAGACUAUACUAAAGAAUCCUUUAGUGCUAGCUGCCUCAAAAGAAGACCUUGAUUCCAAAUUAAGGAUCUUGUCCAGCUUGAAUACGUUGCGACAUUUAAAUGACGUCAUUCCUCUUUGUCAAUUGAAAACUUAUCAAGUGCUGAAGAUUGUACGUUAUAUGAACAACGAGCAACUGCCGAAAGGAAAUAAUCGGAUAUAUCAUUUCGCAGAUCGAACAGGAAUUGAUCCAGCAGUUGUGGCUAAUCAAUUUGCUCGUCGUACAUUUAUGUUUCGCAUUCCGAAGCAAAGCUUUAUUGAAAACCUUGAAUUGUUCGCAACAAACAUGAGCUGUGAAGAUGUGCUAGCCGAUUUGUGGGCUUUUAAGUACUCCCCGGCGGUAGUAGCGGAAAGAAUAGCCCGCGCCCGAGCAGUCCGUGGGAAAAAGCUAAUGCCUUGGAUGGUUCGCUGUCCCGAUGCCGUACUUGAGAAGUCACUUCAGCUGACGAAGGAUGAUCGUGAACUUCUGGGUGAUAACGAUACCAUCGUCGAAUACUUAGGUGAACGAUUAGGAUUUGAUCGAGAUAUUACAAACGCUAUCAUCCUUAAAACGCCCGCGGUAAAACAUGUGCGUAUCAUGAAAGUCAAAAAGAUGAUCGAUUAUCUACUAGACGAGCUGGACUACACACCUCACGAUAUCGCUUUGAACAUACGUAUUCUAAUGCACAGUUUGGAGACCACAAAAAAGCGAAUGGAACAACUGAAAGAGAUCGGCUGUCGACCUCGAUCGUUGGUUAUUGUUUGUAAGAGUCAGCGUCAGUACGACAUGUUUGUAAAGGAGUGGUUGGAAGGGAAACAGCGGAGGCAGAAAUGGCUUGAAUCCAACAGCAGCUAAAAGUGUUUGAUUUUAAAGUGCUCCUACGUCCUGAUAAAACUAAUGAAUAAAAAAACUCC